AUGUUUUUUAAAGUGGUGAUCAUAGUGACGAGUGCGGACGCGGAGGGUGCGGACGGCGGAGCAGAGGGGGGCCGCGCUCGCGCCGCUCAGGCUGUGCAACACGGCGCGCGCCUGCGCAGGAAGCUCCAGCGCAGGCUCACGCGUCAAGCUAUCGCUGAGGCCAAAGCCAUCAAGGAACAGAUACAUGUGCUUGCUUAUGUCGCCGAACUA
Messenger RNA from Arctia plantaginis, 210 nucleotides. Lineage: Eukaryota; Metazoa; Arthropoda; Insecta; Lepidoptera; Erebidae. The record is from the annotation of a GenBank genome assembly.